This is a messenger RNA of Synchiropus splendidus (mandarinfish), 2400 nucleotides long. It is a transcript of the gene fbxw9, whose product is annotated as F-box and WD repeat domain containing 9. Gene Ontology annotation, molecular function: protein binding. The coding region runs from base 482 to 2167 and encodes 561 amino acids. The record is from RefSeq and is a predicted model, not a curated record. The transcript is spliced from 7 exons. NCBI's taxonomy places the organism in Eukaryota, Metazoa, Chordata, Actinopteri, Syngnathiformes, Callionymidae.
AUUAAUAGUACACACCAUUGUAUACAGGUAUUUUAUUAAUAAUGUAUUAUUCAUUAUGAUUUAAUACCUGGGGUAUUUUUUGAUACAAAAUAUUAUAUACACUAGGCGGCGCUGUGUUGUGCGGUUGCCAUUGCACGCACCAGAAAUAAUGACAACAACUAGAAGAAGACAGACACCGACAGUAGUAAAUCAGAUAACAAUGUGUGUUUAGUACAAAUAAAUACCGUAAUUUAGAUGAUGGCGUCGUUCAAAAUCCCACAUCUCUGAAACAUGGUAACUUUGAUCCUUUCUCGAUUGUAUAAUCGUUAGCUGACGGGUGCUAAUAGCUUCAGCCUCUACUUCUUUGAAUGUAAGCGAGCGCCUUGUAGCUUUUGCCACCUGGCCAGAACUAAGAUAAUAUAGUUUCAGUCCAGAAAAACAACAAACAAAGGUGUUGGAAUCGCAAGGUGUGUAGUGUUUUAAAUUAGAUUUCGAGUGUGUGAUGUCUGAGGGAACGGAGAACCAGAAUAUUCCACCCGUGGACAGCGAUGAUAAACACGAUGGACCGUCGUCUGGACCUUUGUCAGGAGAGGAACCGGAGUCCAGCCUGCAGCGUCUUCGGCUCUAUGACCAUGAACCCUCUGCCUCGAGCCUCUCUCCCCCAGCUGAGGCCAGUGGUCUAUUAUCCUUACCAUGGGAACUCAUUGCCUACAUCACUUCUUAUCUUUCUGCGAGCUGCAUCAUCAAUGUGCUGCCAAAGGUGUGCCAGGCUUUAAGUAAUGUGUGCAAGGACAAUGCUGCCCUCCAGCUGCGAGCGCGCAGGCUGGUCGGGUCAGGAGCACGCUUUCCAGUGCAGCUGAGAGAAGACAUCGACUGGCAAACCGUUUGCCUGGAAAUGGAGCAGUUGGUGGCCUGCUGGUUGGGCCUGCGUCACUUUUUCGAGAAACAGAAACCCAAUAAUGAAGAGGAACGGAGAGGAGUUCUGCAGCCGCCGGUGGUGGAAAUGCAAAACCAGGAAAAUGCUUUUCAGGAGUUUGGACCGGGCGAUGAAGAAAUGGAGAUCGCUCUGGAGGCUGAGAAUGGAGAGUUUCCGCCUGCAGUUGAGGAUGAUCUCAUGGCGGGUUUGCAAGAGUGGGAAGAGAGAGCAGAUGUCAAUCUUGAAGACCCAAUCGCUGGUGUGAUGAAUGAUGAGGAGCAACAACGUGUCGGUAACCACCAGGAUGACUUUGCACUCAUCGAGGGGGUCCGCGGAGAUAUAGAUGUAGAGCUGCUACAGAAAAGCUUGGCCUUGAAUCCUGAGCUAGAUCACCUUACGCUACAUUCCGAACACAUUGCCCCGAUCAACUGCGUCCUCCUGUUGGGAGGUGAAGGGGCCAUCUGUGCCACUGGUUCCAGAGACUGGGAGGUGAAACUGUGGGAUCUGAAGCGAGACUUACGGAACCCUCUGCUUCUCACGAUGCGAGGCGAGGGUCAGUUCAGUAGUCACCAAGGCUGGGUCUGGUGCUUGGCGUCUCAGGGAUCUUGGUUGGCGUCCGGGAGCUUCGACGCUACCAUAAGACAAUGGGACCUUCAGGCAUGUGGAGCUGAGAGAGGCCUCAUCAGGACUGGAGCUGGUGUCUUCUGUUUGACCUAUCACAGGGAAUUCUUACUUGCUGGCACAGUAGAUAAGAGGGUCAACAUGUAUGACCUCAGAGCUGCCGAACCGUUGGUGAAAAGUCUGAGGCCUCCCAGAAGCAAUGUCAUGUGCCUGGCGGCGGAUGACAACUACAUCAUUUGUGGGAGCAAAGACGGCAACCUGAGUGUGUAUGACAGCCGGACAAACGCUGUCCUGGGAAAAUGCCAGUUGAGCUCUUACCUCCGCUGCAUGUCCUACGCCGACGGUGAAGUCUGGGGAGGAGACAGCCGCGGUACGAUCCAUUCCUUCUCCGUACAGAGCUGUAAGUUAAAAUCCCUGUCCCGCUUCGGAGUGGGGCACACAGCCAUGGUAACUGGCAUCCACAAGUCCCCUGGGAGCCUCUACACCUGCUCAUUUGAUUCCACCGUCAAGAUUCACAUCCCUUCUGCGCCUCCGAAGACAUUGUGCACGCUGCGACAUAAAAGUGCGAUCAGUGGCCUGAGUGUGGAGGCCGGCGUUCUUGCCGUAGCGUCGGGAGAAACAUGCGUGGAAGUCUGGAAACCCCACAAAUGAAAGUGGAAACCAGUUUGAUAUGUAUCUCGCGGUUCCGUGGAUCAACAUCUUACAGCGUUUUAGUUUAAGGGACGUGUGCAAAACUGUGUGAUAAAUCUUGUGAAAGAAGAACUGUAACUGAUACAUGCUUUAAAUUUGCAACAUAAAUGUCAAGCUAUUCAUCAAUGUGACUCUAAACUGAACACUUGAUCCAUGACUGAAAUAUUGCCACCUCAGCAAUAAAGAUCCCAUCA